AUGAUGAAAAAGGCUCUGCGGUCACCCGGCUGCAAGACGUGGGGUCCGAAGCUCCGUCGUCGUCGUCAGAACGACAUGGCUUGGUAUUUGACGCAGAGGUCGCAGAACACAGCGGCAGCCUUCAAGGAUAGUAAAACCGACUUCCCGCUAAAAAAGGUCCCGGCGGCUGCCAUGAACCAGGCCCCGGACCCCGACGGCCCCGAGCAACCGGGCAGAGAUGCCCGCGGCCCGGCCCACCUCCAGCCGGCUCCUGCCAGGGGGAUGCCGGCGACACCCAGCCUACCCCAACUCAUCCAAAAUGCUGCCAAGCUUCUGGACAAGAAUCUAUUCUCUGUCAGCACCCCGAGUCCGCUGCUUCCUUCUCCUGCGAGUCUUCAGCUUGCUCAGCUACAAGCCCAGCUUACUCUGCACAGGCUAAAAUUGGCUCAGACAGCAGUCACCAACAACACAGCAGCUGCAACUGUCCUGAAUCAAGUUCUCUCUAAAGUGGCAAUGUCUCAGCCACUGUUCAACCAAUUAAGACAUCCGUCCAUGUUUAACACUCCUCAGGGGCAUGCUGUAGGGCCUGCUAUAGCCAAUACUAGAUUUCCACCUGGUGGAAUACAUUUUCCAACACAGAACCCGACUUUGACUGCACCAGGAGGAACCCUGGGCCCUGUAGGUAAUUUGCAGAAUCAAAACCCAAGCCCUGUGGUCAUAAACCCUUUUGGGGGCGUAAUAUCUCAGACAGCUGGACAGCAGGCGGUAGUGAUGGGUCUAAAUAAAACUGGUGUCUCCUCUGCUACAAGUGGCUUUUAUGACUAUGGUAAACAAGUAUUCCCCUCCGAAGCUGAACAAUGCAACCCGCACAGUUUUGUGACCAGUGGGUCUCAUUCAGUUCCAACGUCUUCUGGAGGGGGAACCUAUGAUGGUCAGCCAGGAUUUCAGAAAGAGUUUUAUGUACCCAGUUCUAAAGGCCAGCAUACAACUGGGACACAGUCUUUGAGUUUUUCUGCUGACGCACAUAAUUCUCAUCAGAUUAUAAAUCAAAAAGGAGAGGGUGGUCCUGUUCAACAUGAAACAGAAGCAAAUAAUCAGUGGGAAAAUCCUUCUUUUUUUAGCCACAAUAAACCUGACAUCUUGCCCAGCGCCAGCAUGUGGCCGUCAACAAGUGUCCAGUAUGAAAUAAGAAACGAUCUUUACAAUCCUGAGGAACCAACGCCUGACACAAAGUUUAGUGCCCGUGCUGGGCUCCCUUUCAGCAGAGCCAAUGGCAGUAAACAACAUUUCAACAACUCCCGAGUGAGACAAAAGCAAGAAGUAACUCCAGCAACACCAGAUUUGUCAGUAAGGCCUCUUCAGUCUAUUGAGCUAAAUGACUUUCACAGCAUAGCACCUCCUUGCUACCCCCAUGUCUGUACAAUAUGUGAUAAGAAGGUAUUUGAUCUAAAGGACUGGGAUCAGCACAUUAAAGGAAAUCUUCACUCUCAAAAAUGCAUGGCUUUUUCUGAGAAUCAGUGUGUGUUAAAUUCAGCAGAAGGAAUGUUGCACUCCUCUUCAAAUAACACUUCUGUGUUUAAUCUUUCUGGUACUGAAGAUUAUCCUUUAAGUGCCGGGUCAUCAUACAACUCCACAUCUUCAUUUAGCCAGCCAGGUUCUACAUUCUCUUCUGUACCUUCUGGAAUAAAUCUUUCGCAAAGAAAAUGUGCCCCAGGUCGAGUAGUGCACAUCUGUAAUCUUCCUGAAGGAGCCUGCACAGAGAAUGAUGUCAUCAACCUUGGACUUCCAUUUGGAAAAGUCACUAAUUAUAUCCUUAUGAAAUCUACUAAUCAGGCUUUUCUAGAAAUGGCAUACACAGAGGCAGCUCAGGCCAUGGUACAGUUCUACAAAGAGAAACCUGCAAUGAUAAAUGAUGACAAGUUGCUCAUUAGGAUGUCUAAAAGAUACCAAGAACUUCAGCUGAAGAAACCAGGUAAAAACGUAGCAUCAAUAAUCCAGGACAUUCAUUCUCAGAGGGAACGGGACAUGUUGCGGGAGGCAGACAGUUCACCCCAUAGUCCUUUGAGCACAAAUCGAACAGACUGGGGAAAUGGAAGAGAGCCAUGGGAUCAGUCUCCUUAUUCCCGAAGGGAAGAAGAAAGAGAUGUAAUACCCUGGAGAGAAAAUGGGGAAGAGAAAAGAGAGAGAACUGACACGUGGGUGCAUGAGAGAAAACAACAUUAUCUACGACAUAUGGAUAAAGUAGACUUGGAAGAACAUUCUGAAGUAAUCAGAGGGCACAGAGAAAAAUACUUAAAAGGGGGGUCGCCCAGUACAAAAGGAGUCCACCCUUUGCCUGGAUAUAAGAGCAGAGACGAAAACUAUUACAGAAAACCAAGUAAGCAAAAAUCUGAUAAGUACCAAAAACAAACACUGGAUGCAGCACCAAAGUCUAAAAGAAAGGAGGAAGCAAGGACAAGAGAACACAAACGUUCUCACUGUGAAGAUCCAAUAAAGGGAGAAACACCAGAAGCAAAGCCCAGUAAGAUGCCUGACUGUCUCAGGCCAAAAGAAAAAUUCAAGGAAAUUGAUAAAGGACUAGAGGAAGAGGUACCCAGUGCAGCUCAAAAAGUUGAUGUGAGGAAAGGAAAAGAAAAUGAGAGCAAGGUUGAAAGAGAAAAUUCUGUUAUGGAGAACAGCCUGCUUUCUACAACCAAGCAGAUGAAAGAAAUGGAAGAUUCUAUGGAAUGCUCAGAAAAAGAGAAAGAACAGGACUGGGAGAGUGGAUGUGAAAUGGAAGCUGAGACAUGGUAUCCAACUAACAUGGAAGAGCUAGUAACGGUGGAUGAAGUGGGAGAAGAUGACCUCAUAAUGGAACCUGAUAUAACUGAACUUGAAGAAAUAGUCACAGUUGGUCCAAAACACCAAGAGUGCUCAGAAAUUGGUCCUAUAGCUGCAGUGGAGAUGACUGUCAAGCAGAGUUUAUUAAAUAAAAGUGAAGAGAAAUCUAAUGUGAUGGAAGCAAGCUUUGGGUCAGCAGAGGAAACUCCAGGGAUUCUCAGUGGCUUAGAGGGUGAUGAUGCAGUUUCUAAAGCAUCACAUCUAAAUCUGGACACUGAGCAGAAGCCAGCUGAAUUGCAUGAAGACAGACCUCUUAGCGAUUCUGAUUACCACGAUAAGGGAAGAGAAAUAAAUAAAAGCACUGACAUUCACUUAAACCUGGAGAACCCUAAUGUAACUUCUGAUCCUCCCAAAGAAGAAUUCUUACAGCAGAGUGACACAUUCAUAAAUGAUCAUAAAGAGAUGGAAUCCCUAGAAAGCGGCAGUAGGGAAGCUGUGGAAAAGCUGGUAAAAAACUCCCAGGAGGAAGCAAGCUGUGGCGAUCAGGAGCCUCAAAAAACUCAGGCAAACUGUAGGUAUCAGGAAGUGAAAACUCCUGACUUCCCAGAGGCAGAAUCAAAAAGAACACAUUUUUCACCAUCAUGGGAACAAGAAGAUGUAUUUACAGAGCUCAGCAUCCCACUAGGAGUGGAAUUUGUUGUGCCCAGAACAGGCUUUUACUGCAAACUUUGUGGGCUUUUCUACACAAAUGAGGAGACAGCAAAGACUCGUCAUUGCAGAAGUACUGUUCACUACAAAAAUCUUCAGAAGUACCUAUCCCAGCUAGCAGAAGAGAAUCUGAAGAUGACAGAAAAGGAGAGCAGUUUGACACAGGAUGACAUGGGAAUUGUGCCUCAUUUUGAGAAGGAAAAACUAUAACCUUGGUUAAUUUGAAGUGACUCCUGAUAAUUUGUUGCUGAUCUCCAUGAUGCUCUUUUCUGUUUGUACUCUUUUGAAGGAGUAACAGCACAACGAAGAGCCUGUUCUAUGCAUCGAUUCUCAGAGUGCCAUUAACUCAUUAUGCCUGAAAUGAAGUGAAACAAUAGGAACAUAUCCUUAACCAGCAGAGCUCAGCUUUCUCAUGUUUUGAUAGCUCUCACUUUUAAAUCAGAGUUCUCAGGGAUUCUCACGGUGUUCGUUCUGGUGUGACUUCAGGUAGAUUGUUCAGGGGAAAUUAUCUGGAGGAAAUGACCUGAA
Euleptes europaea (tarantolino) is the source of this 4035-nucleotide messenger RNA. It is a transcript of the gene RBM20, whose product is annotated as RNA binding motif protein 20. NCBI's taxonomy places the organism in Eukaryota, Metazoa, Chordata, Lepidosauria, Squamata, Sphaerodactylidae. The coding region runs from base 1 to 3717 and encodes 1238 amino acids. Gene Ontology annotation, molecular function: zinc ion binding; mRNA binding. The record is from RefSeq and is a predicted model, not a curated record. The transcript has 15 exons. Gene Ontology annotation, biological process: regulation of RNA splicing. Gene Ontology annotation, cellular component: nucleus.